Arthroderma uncinatum is the source of this 1377-nucleotide messenger RNA. Its product is annotated as cytochrome P450 3A6. Gene Ontology annotation, molecular function: oxidoreductase activity, acting on paired donors, with incorporation or reduction of molecular oxygen; monooxygenase activity; iron ion binding. Bases 1 to 1377 code for a protein of 458 amino acids. The transcript is spliced from 3 exons. The record is from RefSeq and is a predicted model, not a curated record. Lineage: Eukaryota; Fungi; Ascomycota; Eurotiomycetes; Onygenales; Arthrodermataceae.
AUGAAACAUGGACCUAUCGUACGCCUUGGUCCGUCUGAAAUAUCGAUCAACUGCUACGAAGGUGGCCUUCGAACGGUCUAUACUGGAGGUUAUGAGAAGCACGAAUGGUAUCCGAGGCUAUUUGGUUCAUUUGGAACAAUCAGCAUGUUCUCCAUGGUGGGAACAAAGCAACAUUCGAUUCGGAAGCGCAUGCUUGCAAAUGUAUAUUCCAAGUCUUACUUGCAAGGGUCAUCUCAACUCAAAGCGGUCACCCGGACUAUACUCUUUGAUCGAAUCUUUCCAAUACUCAAAGACUACGCCAGCUCAGAGUCUUCCGUUGAAGUCCACGAACUGAAUAAUGCGCUCGCACUGGAUUUCAUAACCGGAUAUAUCUUUGGUGUGCCAGCCGGCUCUAAUUUUCUGCAGGAGCCGUCACUCCGUCAGAAAUGGCUAUCCAUCUACCACAGCCGUAAGAUAUUCGAGUUCUAUAUCCAGGAGACUCCUACGUUGCUUUCCUUGUCGGAGGCCCUGGGUAUACCUCUGAUCCCAAAAUGGUGCACAACUGCAAAUGAAUAUAUGGAAAACUGGGGCCUGGAGGCAUGCGACAAGGCAGACGAGAACAUUUCCUCAACGGACCCCAUGACCGAGCCGGUUGUCUAUAGACAGCUCAAGCAAGCACUGGAAAAACACCUUAUUGCUACUUCUGAUUCAGAACCGAGCGAGAAAGAUUUGGCGCAGCUACGACUCGAGGUCGCCUGUGAAACGUUCGAUCAUCUUACUGCUGGACAUGAAACCAGUGCUCUGACUCUGACGUAUCUAUUCUGGGAGCUUUCUAAAAAUCCAGAACUCCAGGAUCAGCUUCGAAGGGAACUUCGAACACUCAGCCCUAAUGUGGUACCCCCGACUUCAGGGGCCAGCCCCAAACUACCCUCUCAUAAAUCAAUUGACGCCCUGCCCCUUUUAGAUGCGGUGAUUAUGGAAACCCUACGCGUUCAUCCACCAAUUCCAGGAAUCCAGCCUCGAUUGACUCCUGCGGAUGCUUCCCUGGCCGGAUAUCAUAACAUCCCACCCAACACACGUGUGAAUGCACAAGCAUACUCCCUUCAUAAAAAUGACGACGUUUUCCCUAAUCCGGAUAGUUGGCUCCCAAACCGGUGGAUUGCUCCUCCAGGUUCUUCGGAGAUAGAUGAAAUGAAGCAUUGGUUCUGGGCAUUUGGUAGUGGAGGCCGAAUGUGCAUCGGAAGCCACUUCGCUUUACAAGAAAUCAAGCUUGUGGUUGCGGCGCUAUAUACAAGCUUUACAACCUCUGUGGUAGAUGACCAAGGGAUGGAACCAAUUGACGCAUAUACAACUCGCCCAACAAGUAACAAGCUAGUGCUAAAAUUUGGACUCGCAUGA